AUGUACCGCAUUAAGUCCUACACUUUCAACUUACACGAGGAACUUCAUCAGAAUGCCAUUGUCGUCAUCAUUGUUAUCCCCACUGGUGCCAUCGUCGCCUACUGCAAGAUGAUGCUCGACGGAAUAGAACUCGAAGAUGACGAGCAAGAUAGCUUGUUCACGAAAUUCAGUAUCGAUACGGUGUAUUCAAGCUACCUUGCGUCACGGUAUCGAGUGCGACAGUACACUCACCUUUUAAUGCUCCUGAAGCACGAGGAAGAAGCUUGGGCACAGAGAGUCAAGAGCGCAAGCCGUCUGAUGCCGGAAUACGUACCGCCCAUGGUAUGGAGUACUUAA
This is a messenger RNA of Suillus plorans, 336 nucleotides long. RefSeq lists its product as uncharacterized. The record is from RefSeq and is a predicted model, not a curated record. The transcript has 2 exons. The coding region runs from base 1 to 336 and encodes 111 amino acids. NCBI's taxonomy places the organism in Eukaryota, Fungi, Basidiomycota, Agaricomycetes, Boletales, Suillaceae.